AUGACAAUCGACGUAUACUUCCCGAGAGGCGCAGCCUCUUGUAUUGAACGUGAAGGGCGUGCACUGGCAUCCUUCGCACACAUCCCGCCUAGCACCGCCAAUCAUACGAGUGAAAGCGCUGCCAUUGGUGGUCGUAUCGUCCAUUUCAUCGCUGGCACCAUCGGAUGCGUAUCCGCUGCGUACGUUUACACAAGCUUCCGCCUACCAUCCGACGAAACCCGUUCAACCAGACUCAGCCAGAACACUCAAGCGCCCAACUCCGAUCCCCUGCCGCUUGUAGGCGCCGUUGUGUACCUCGUCGUUCCCGACGAUGCACGGAUCUCGACCUCCCUUUCGUGUUCGGCAGAGGGUCUACGCCCUGCAGCCUCGCGAGUGGUCCCGGCCAUCCUCGGAACGAUGCCGUUUCGGCCCGAGACCUCAAGCGCCCGAGCGAACACGCGCGUCCGGGGCGUUUUGGCGUUGUGGGGAGCGCUGAGCGCAGCGCCGAGGGCGCUUGAUCGAUGA
Peniophora sp. CBMAI 1063 is the source of this 504-nucleotide messenger RNA. NCBI's taxonomy places the organism in Eukaryota, Fungi, Basidiomycota, Agaricomycetes, Russulales, Peniophoraceae. The record is from the annotation of a GenBank genome assembly.